Molecule: messenger RNA, 1309 nt
Organism: Dendrobium catenatum
Lineage: Eukaryota; Viridiplantae; Streptophyta; Magnoliopsida; Asparagales; Orchidaceae
Exons: 2
Coding region: 154-1179 (341 amino acids)
Source: RefSeq, a predicted model, not a curated record
UUUGAGCUCACUCAGUCUAUCUUCCAAAUUCAGACAUCGUAGAGCCUUUUUCUAUCUCCCAUUAAUGUGAUAAAGCUUGUCCAGGUCCUCAUACCGACUUAUAUAGUUAUGUUAAGCCUCUUUACUCAUCAGGUCUUCCCUCUCGCUUAAUUAAUGUCACAAAUACCAAUAUCAUUCAUUUCAACUACCUUGUUUUGUUUCUCACACAGCUCUCUCUCUCUCUCUCUCUCUGUGCUCUCCCUCUCCCCCUAUAGAUUUUCUUUUGCUCACCUAAUCUCGAAGCUCUGGUUUGAAACUUCAAUGGAGUUUCAUGGCAAGACAUUUUCCCAUGGCCGGCGGCUCUUCGAGCUUCUUGAAGAGCAGCAGGAGCCAUUUCUUCUUGAAGUCUACCUCUUGGAGAAUGGAUAUUCUCGCAAUCUCCUGAAAUCUGAUCAGGCUAAAGCCAAAUGCUGGCCUGUUAAAACCUGUAAGAAGCUUUUUGGAUUCAGCUCCCACGUCAUCAAAACUAGGAGAGGGGGGAAGCUGUUUAGUUGUGUUCUUCCCAAGCUUCUGCACUGGAAGCUCAUUAUAAAAGCUCUGAAUUUGGAGAGCAGGUCUGUAUUGAGCUGCUUCACUGCAAUGGGAAUCGAGGCCAGAGCUAGCCGGUUUAGCAGAUUACUCAAUUCCUGUGAAGAAAUAUUGGACGGUACAAAGCACUGGAAAACUAUGGAAAAUAGCAAGCAACACAGUCCAGUUUCAGUCUUCGAAUUGCAUUCAGAUGAAGCCUGCUCUGCAUACAAUCACUCUAUGGAAGAAGAAAACCUAUCAACCUCAUCUCUGAAUUCAGACAUGUCUGAAGAACCACAAUAUUUUAACUGGUUCAGCAAGCUCCACCAGGAUGAAAAUGGCAGAAAGGAACCUAAAGAGAGGAUUUGGGGCUCUCAUGAUAGCUUGAGUAAUGGCAGAAGAAGUAUGGAAAUGCAGGUAUUUUCCUUGGAAAAGCAUAGAAAGGAAGUUGCCAGAAUAGCGAAAUUGAUAGAUGUGGACCUUUCUGGGACCAGGAAGGAAUGGAGCCAUUUCAAGGAUGGGGGAAGAAAGAUUGGUUUGAAGAUUGAAAGACUCAUCUUUGAAGAGAUCAGAGAAGAGUUAGUUGUCGAAAUGUUUGGCUCUCAUUGCUUAUUGAAAAGUGAUUCUUUCUAAUUCUUAUUGUAUCAGUUAGCAGUUUGCAUUUUUUUUUUUCAUUUGAUCUGCUUCAUUUCUUAAUUGAGCUUUAGAACCUGUUAUGUGAAAACUAUUUUUUCUUUUACUAUAGCUGAAACUCAUUACUAUU